Messenger RNA from Procambarus clarkii (red swamp crayfish), 5912 nucleotides. The record is from RefSeq and is a predicted model, not a curated record. Lineage: Eukaryota; Metazoa; Arthropoda; Malacostraca; Decapoda; Cambaridae.
AUUGUCCUAAUAGCAGCUUUGUGGUUUCAGGUUCUUCAGGUUCAGUUGCUCUUCACUUCCAACUGUCAGAUGGGGGAACUUCUUACUCUCCUUUGGGAGCAUAGGUUCUGAUCUUCCAGCCUUGAUAGGCAGUUUCUUUGUUGCCUUCUCCCUCUUUUCUGGUGAAGAAUGAGAUGGUUCACUUUUGGAGAGGUCCUUUGAUUGCUGUUCCAGUUGCAGCAGUUCAUCACUACCUUAGCACCAUCUGCACUGCUUCAGUAUACAUGCUGUUUGUUGAUCCAGUUUCUAUGGUUCCCUGUUCCAAUAGCUUAUUUAUCCCCAGGUUGUCUGUGGUGUCAUUAGGUCUAGCCAGCCUGUGGGCUACCAUCAGGCCCAUGAUGUUCACAUGUUUGCAGCUUUGUCCUCUGUGUUUUCAUGUCAUGGGCUGUUAUUCGGCCUCAGAGGAAUAGGAGGUUUACCAGGGUUCAGUCAUUGUGCUACUUGGACAGUGCCUCUGGUUCCCCAUUGUGCUUGUGUUGCCCUGGGUUGGGUUUCUUAUCCCAGCAACUUUUCUUUAUGGAAACCGGGAGCUCCCAGUGGUGCUGCCACCUGUUGGUAGCCUGCCAUAACUAGAGGGGGGGGGGGGAUUUGACCUAUCUUCUGAGUUAAUUGUUUCAGUUUGUUUCUUUCUAUGAACCUUAAAAUUGUCUGUAUUGAUUCGCUUACUUUCUGGAUGUUUUCUCUGUGUAGGUGAUGGCAACAAUUCACUGCUCCUUGUGUCUCAGUGAAAGGAUGGAGGGGCAGGUUCUGGCUCUGAUCCCAAGUAUGCCAUACAAGAUUCCUAAGUCUGAUGUGACUAAUUUAGGGGAAAGAACUCGGUGAGAAAAUUUCAGGAAGCCACUGAGGCCCUAUCAGAAAAAGGACAGUGUUAUACCUAUAUAAGGAUGGAGUCUGAAGAGUGUGUAGUAUGUGGUGUUGGUCUACAGUGUGAUGAUCAACGCAUCCUUGUCCUCAAGGGCUUCACUCAACAUACUAGCACACCACUCAAGGAAGUUGUAGGAUCUGCCCUUCAGCAGAAAUUAAAAACAACAGACUUUAUCUGUAUAAAAUGCUCUGAACUAUUUAAUGAGAAAGACAGGCUGCAAAAGAUGACAACAGAUAUGGACAGUCACAUUAUGACCAAAAUCAAAGACUCUUCUAAGAAGGUAACUGACACCCAUGGCACUAUAUCUAUUGUUGUUGGAGAGUCUUUUACUAAUGAAAACAUCAAAGAAGAGCUAGAAAGACAAUACAAAUGUUUAAAAAAUGAUCUUAUAGAUUCAAAAUCUUUGGUAAUGGUGACAGGAGGUACAAUGGAACCACCCAAGAGUGCCCCGAAAAGGCGAAGAGGGAGACCUCCAAAUAUCGUGAAGAGGAAGAAGGCAACAGGUAUUAUUUCAGAGCCUCCACCAUUGAUGGUCAACCAGCGAGAAAAACGAAAACGCUCAACCAAGUUUAAUACUUUCCUAGAAGUUCUAAAGGGUGAGAAAGACUUCUAUAUAGAAGAUGAAGAUGAAGAAGAACCAAAAACGAAGAAAAGAGGUGGUGGCAGAAAGAAAAAAGUAACUAAUCCAUGUACUGUACCAGUCAAAGAGACAAUUAGAGAUGAUAAUAUUGAUAAAAUGUGUAUUAUACAAGUCACUGAUUUGGAUGUACAAGAAAGAGAGGUAAACAUAGCUGAGAAGGAUAGAGUAGAUUUGGAUGAUGUUGUACAAGAAAUACUUGGACUCGAUGCCACUGUAGAAACUGCCUUAAUUCAUGAUAUUGUAAAAUUUGAACAUGAUGGAGAUCUUAUUAAUGUAAUUGAUGAAAUGCAUUCACAGCCAAAAGAAAGGAGGAAAAACAAUGGUAACCUUAAGAGAAAAUUUCAUUUGUCCAAUAAUAAAAUGGAGAUCAAGGAAGAAGAAAUUGAAGUAGAUAACAAUUGGCCUAAUAUUAAGUGUAAAAGUGAGCCAGGCUUAGAUUAUCUUAAUAACCCCUCCAUUGAAGUUAGUGAAAUUGAAGAAGAUUUAGCAGUUAGUAUGCCUAGUCUUGAAGUUACCAUCACCCAGAGUGAAGAUAAUACUCUCCGUGCUGUGAUUAAUGACGCAGCUGUGAUUAACCUUGAUGUCUUGAGUGCUAUUGUACAAGAAGAUUCAAGAGACACAUUAGUAUCUGCAAUAAAGCAAGAAGAUAAUGGUAAAAGUGCUGUCUUACGUCAAAAGAAAUAUCGAUGUAAACUUUGCAGCGAAACAUUUUUCAAUAAAGAAGCUGCACGUAAACAUGCUCAAGAGAGUCACAUAGAAGCUGAUACAACAAAAAGUUUCAAGCAUAAUGGAGGAAACUUUAAAUGUAGUGAUUGUGAUAGAUCAUUUCCUACGUUAAGAGGUCGUGAUAGACACCACCUCCAUAUGCAUCUGAAACACAAACCAGUCCAGUGUACAGUUUGCUUUCGAAGCUUCAAUAGCUUUCGUCCAAUGGAGCGUCACCUACGUGUUUAUCAUGACAAAGAUCCUACACUCUUCUGUGACAUGUGUGAAGAAGAAUUUGUUAUGGGAACUUCCCUCGAGCAUCACAAGGAAAUAAUGCAUCCUUAUGUUGGCAAAAACAAGUUAAUAAAAGUUCCCACAGGUAGUAAACCUCAUGAACAGGUCAAACAAAUGAGAAUGUUUGAAUGUCCAUUUUGCAACCAAAAAAUAUAUGGUUCUAGGGCUCUUAGAUAUCACCAUAAAAAAAUGCAUAAUGGGCAAGAAUACACAUGUAAAUAUUGCAAAUAUAAGAGUACUUGUCUUAGUACAAUGCACCGACACAUGGUAAGAGUUCACAAAGCUUUAAACCUAAAGUUGUACAACUGCCUCAAGUGUAUGGCAGGGUAUCAGGAUCCUAGAGACUUGGAGGAACAUUGCAUCUCUGUUCAUAAGACUGAGACUCUAUUUCCCUGUCAACAUUGUGGUGAAAGGUUUGCCUGCAUGGAUAUGCUUCGUUUUCAUCGCAAAAGUCAUACAGCUUUUUCUUGCAAGUUGUGUCAUUUGGGAUUUAUGAAGGAAGAAGCACUAGAGGAUCACUUGAAAGCUAUUCAUACUUGUGACCCUGUUGGAAGUACUGAAAAUAGUGAUAGCACCAGUCAGUCAGAAAAUGAAGGUAUAUAUAAAAAAUUAAGUCAAUCAGAUGAAGGUUGUGCUGAGAAAACCAAGGAAGAUUCCAUUCCAGCUGUUAGUUCCAAGGUGUUAGUUAUUGCUAGUGAUGGCACAGUGCAGGUUAGAGAUGAAGGAAAAGGGGUAAAUAUUCCUACCCUUCCAUCUGAGGAUGUCACUCUUCAUCUGCAACAAACUCGAGAAGGAGGACUGGAAGAAAUGGACAUGCUCGAUCCCUUAAAGGGACAAAGAGCAAAAGAUCUUCCCAAAAAGAUGAACUGUCCAGUUUGCAACAAAAUUCUAACCACCAAGUUUCUGAAGACGCAUAUGUUAAGUCAUAAAGGUAAUUUACCACAUAAAUGCCAUGUAUGUGAUAAGGCAUAUGCUCAAGGAACAUUGCUUAGAAAGCACAUGAAGAACCGGCAUUAUGAAGAAUUUUUGAAACUUGGUAACAAAAAUCCUAAAAAACACAAAAUUGGAUGUGAUUUUUGUCAAGAGAUUUAUGACAGCAUAUAUACUUUAGAAGAACAUUUGUGGUUUCACAUGGAUGAAAAAACAUUUGAAUGUACAGAUUGCAAAAUUAAAUUUGGCAUGGAAAGCAAUUUGCGAGAACAUUAUAAAAGUCACUUUUUUAAAGAAGCUCAGCCAUGCCCAGUAUGUAAAAGGGAAUUUAAAUCAAUUGGUUAUUUCAAUGAACAUGUAGUUCGAUGUCAAAAACGGUGGAAGUGUGAACAAUGUGGUUUGGAGUGUGACACUCAGGAAUAUUAUCGAAAGCACCAACGUUCUGAACAUGGUGGUGAAAAUGUUAUUAGAUAUCAGUGUAAUCUUUGUGAGAAGUCAUUUGUUGAGCGCCACCGUUAUGAUGACCAUAUGAUAACCCACUCAUCAGAAAAGGCUUUCACUUGUCACAUAUGCCAGAAGCAAUUUAAGCGCCAGAGACCUUUGAAUGACCAUUUGGUACGAGCACAUUCUGAUGGUCAGCCAGUAUGUAACUAUUGCCGUCAGACUUUCCGUACACAACAAGAACUGGACUUGCACAAACGAAAGCAUCGUAAAGAAUUUCCUUGUACAGCAUGUGGCCAUGUAUACACAUCCAAGGAAGCCCAUAUGAAUCAUGUAAUGGUUCACCAUUCAGAAGUAAAUCAUUCUUGUCAUAUAUGUGGUCAGUCCUUUGUUAAACAGGUCAAUCUGAAAUCACAUUUAAUUACUCAUUGUUCUAACACGCCCAACAUAUGUCAUGCAGAUAAUUGUCAUAAGAUGUUCCGAACAGAGGCUUUGCUGCGAAACCAUGUAGCUCGACGGCAUCAUGAACUUCAGUAUGAAUGUCCUAUAUGUGAUCGCAAAUUUAGUUUAGAAUCCGAUCAAAUUCGUCAUAUGCUAACACACCAAGCUGUAGCGCCUUUACCGUGUGAUGAGUGUGCUCGCACGUUCCGAAGUGAAGCACAAUUAGAACGGCACCUUCUAACACACACACAGGAGAAGCCAUAUGAAUGUGGAGUGUGCCAGCACACAUCAACCACUCGACACCAGUUGCUACGUCACAUUCAAGGAGAUCAUGGUCUUAAUGAUGCAGCUUCCCAUCUUGUGGUUAAUCGCUGGCGUUGUUCUGCAUGUGGCAAAAUGUUUGUAGUACAAGGUUCCUUGCUACGUCACCUUAAGGACCAUUCCACGAAUGGUGUUCAGGCACAGGGUCAUGCUGUUAAAACGCGUUCAUCACCAUCUUCAGUUUCAGACAUUUCAAUUCCAUCUGGUGUAAUGGAUCCUACUACAGCUACUACUACUUUCUUGGACCAAGUUUCUGCUUUAAGUUGGCAAGACCUUACUCCAUUACUUCGUCUUCAUGUUAUGGCUGAUGAAGGAACUGGUGAGGGGGAAACAUCAACAGUAGCAGCAGAUGUAUGGCAGUGCCCUGGCUGUCUUCAUGCAACACAGACAGAAGAUGAUAUGAGAGACCAUCUGGUUGGAACUCCACAGUGUCAGGAAGCUGUCAUCCUACAGUUGGCUGGUGGGCUAGCUAAUGCCGAUGACUUGGAUGAUGAUGGCAGUACCGAAGAACAGCAGCUUAUGGAUGAUGAAAGAAGUGGAGCAGUUUUACAGUUGACGGGCAGUGAUGGUGGAAUGCAAUAUGUCAUCGUGCAAGAAGAAGAUGGAUCCAUACAAAGAUUAAAUGAUAGUGGUAAGGAUGAUCAGCCUGUACAGGAAGGGGAAGAAGGUAUGCAAGUAUUAGUUAGCAUGGAUGACAGUUUUCAACAUCUGCUUCAGCAGCCAGCACAUCCAGACAUUCAGAUUGUUGUUGAAGAUACAGCUCCUUUAAAGCAGCUGUUUGCAGAAAGCGGCAGUGAAGAGGAGCACUCUACAAUAGUUCGUGCUUCUUCUACCAGUAGUCAGGACAAUGUACCUGCUGACACCCCAUUACUGAAUGGCUCUGAGGUGCUUCUACAAACUGCUGAUGGGAGAUUGGUCUUGCAACAAACAGUUGGUGGUGUGACACAGUAUCAGCUGGUGGAGGGUGUCCCUACAACAGGGGAGGAAGACGAUUCUUCAGCCCUUCUUCCUGCCCAUCCUGGGUUUAUUCUGCAAGACUAAGCAUAAUUCUUGGCAUCUCGGUAUAUUAGUGCUUGUAUACCGACCAGUUAUGUCUGAUAUAAUAGAGAAUGUACUUGAAGAUUGCAAACAAAAAUACAAAUUGACAUUGUUAUUGUAUAAAAAUGUACAUUUGAAAAUUAUUUAAAUAAGCUUUAAUUUAUUCCAAACAUCAAUAAAUCUUUUGUUGAUACUGCA